Molecule: messenger RNA, 1351 nt
Organism: Brienomyrus brachyistius
Lineage: Eukaryota; Metazoa; Chordata; Actinopteri; Osteoglossiformes; Mormyridae
Product: CBY1-interacting BAR domain-containing protein 2-like
Exons: 10
Coding region: 97-1035 (312 amino acids)
Biological process (GO): cilium assembly
Cellular component (GO): ciliary transition zone; ciliary basal body
Source: RefSeq, a predicted model, not a curated record
GUCUACCAGCAAAUGAUGAAAACGGAUGCCUUUACCUGCGACAGGUGACACUGGACGGCAGAUAUUAGACCAGCUGGUAUCUCCACAUAAACCGAGAUGAGUACCUUUAUUUCCAGGGAGCCACAGGUGAAGCUGAUGGAGUCCACAGUGAGUCAGGCCGAGGUGCACCUGGGCCAGCUGUGCAUGCUGCUGGCUGCGUACACCCGGCGCACGGCCAAGCUGCGGGACAAGGCAGACGAGCUUGUGCACCAGCUCAACGAUUUUGCCAACACUGAGGACCCGGAGCUGCGGACCAGCCUGCGCAUCCUGGCUGAGGACCUGGCCAUGCUCCAGGACUACAGGCAAGCCCAGGUAGAGAGACUGGAGACCAGAGUUGUGACUCCGCUGAAAGCAUAUGGUGACAUUGUGAAAAACAAACGCGCUGAUCUGAAGAAAUUCACCAAUGAUCGCAACCGGGAACUGAAAGAAAUACAGAGGCUGGAAAGAAUUCGGAUUAAAAAUCCAUCUGACAGACAGGGUAUCUCCCAGGCUGAGGCCAGCGCACAGAUAGCAUCAACCAACAUGCUUCGGAGCACCCGGCAGCUGGAAGAAACCAUAAACAACUUCCAGAUGCAGAAGCUGCAGGACAUCAAGAGGAUCUUCACAGAUUUCAUCACCAUUGAAAUGCUGUUCCACACAAAAUCGCUGGAAGUUUACUCAAGCACUUUCCAGAGUCUGAACGACAUGGACAUUGACAAAGACUUAGAGAGGUUUAGGUCAAGGAUCCAGGUGCAUGAUGGGCUGUUGGACAAUAAAAUUCUCCAGAGUUCCAUUCCUCUGUCUUCCACAAUGCCUCGCUAUCCCAGCCCAACUCCUUCGACUUUAAAACAACUGUCAGAUUAUCCCAGAAGGCAGCAUCAUGAAAGUACACUGCAACGGCAGGAGGAAAUGGAGGAGGAAGAUGAAGAAGAACAGGAGGAAGAAGAAGGGAAAAAAAGAGAGUCGUACGCUGUCAAGUACACCAGAAUGAAACGACAACAAUACGGUGGCUUAUGAGGCCCCUAUGGUCUCCAUGACAACACUUCCAAUGUAAAUCUUCUUCACAAUGCAAUAUAAAUUAGUCAAAAGACACUGUGGCUUAAUAUUUCACACAAUGAUUUCACAUUAGUGACCAAAUAAUUUUAUAUAAAAUAUGUGGAAUUAAGUAGUUACAAACUGUCACGACUAUCAAGCAUUAUACUGCAUUAUAAAUAAUCUUUACAGAACUUAUUGAAGAUAUUAACACCUGUUUUAAUGUUAUUUCUGUAAAGCUGUGGGUUGCACAUAGCAUCCUCAUCUUUGGAAGUUUAAAAAUCACUUUAAAAAUAAAGAU